GGAGGGGCCUCUCGGCCCGCCAUGCCCGUGCUUCAAAAUGGGGACCCCUCGCUGAGGGCCUAUUUCAAGAAGCACGCCAUCCCGGACAUCUACGAGGCCUUGUUAGGUGGUUUAUUAAUUAUGUGUCCAGAGGAUCCACUCAGAUUUUUAGAAGAAAAAAUCAAAGAAAUAAUGGAAAAGGGUUUAUAUAGUAUUAUAUGGAAUAUGUGUAUCGAUCCAGAGUUGAGCCUGAAGCUAAAGGUGCUUUCGGAAACAUAUUUACAUACACUUUUAGGCCUUGAUGAUGACCAGCUGAUGACCUUAGAGUUAUGUGAUAAAGCAUGGGACUUUUAUAGCACUAAUCUAAAGAGAAUGUGCUUUGACGCAUGGAUCAAAUAUUGUGAAAUGAAGAGGGCUGCUGAAAAACUGCUACAGAAAAAGUUGGCAUUUGCAAGACACCAUUAUACCAGCAAACUACUAAAAUUAAUAAUAAGGAAAUGGAAUGAUUGGGUGAAAUUUCACAAGCAAGUGCAGAAACGGGCAAUAAGAAAGAUAAGAAAAAUCUUUGAAACUACGUUGAAGAAUAUGAUCUUUAAGGCCUGGCGAAAGCAUGCUAUUUCAACUAGAAAGCCUAAAAAGUCUAUAGAGCAUCCUAUGUCAGAAUCGGACGAUCUUUUUUUUGUUGAAAGCUCCCACAAUGAAGCACGCGAAAGACGACAUUCUGAGAAACGUCGUUCUGCUGUGCCGCAUAAACAUGUGAUGGAAGAAGGCUUACCCAUAUUCCACAUGAAAUCAGGCAGAGACCAUUUCGCAAAGAUGCUUACACAGCCAUUAUCCCAGGUUUUCCAGUAUUUAAACAUAGUUGACUUGGCAAGGUGUGCUCAGGUUAGCCAACAUUGGAAGGCCAUGACACAAGUGGGGUUAGUAUGGAGUCAUAUUAAUUUUUCUGCAGUGAAAGACAUUAUAACAGAUAAUGUGGCACAACACAUUUUGCAGAAAUGGCGCACUAAUGUGGUGCAUUUGAACCUUCAUGGUUGUGCUAUACUACAUAGGCUUACUUUUAAAAGUAUAGGUCAGUGUAUGAAUUUACAAGAGUUAAAUGUUUCUGAAUGUCAAAGAUUAAAUGAUGAAUUAAUCAGACUUGUAGCAGAAGGUUGUUCAGCUCUCCUUUACUUGAAUUUAUCUCACACAAACAUUUCAAAUGGAACACUAGCACUUCUGCCUAG
Molecule: messenger RNA, 1205 nt
Organism: Python bivittatus (Burmese python)
Lineage: Eukaryota; Metazoa; Chordata; Lepidosauria; Squamata; Pythonidae
Source: RefSeq, a predicted model, not a curated record